AUGACCGACGACAAAGAUUGUGGAAGGAAAAAGGAGGAAGUAGGUUCCGACCACAACUCUCCAUACUAUAUUCAUGCCUCAGAUUACGGAUUACCCGAGGUGGGUUUCAUAGACGGGACAAUCAAGAAGCAGGAAUCUGAUGCAACUUACAUGGCCUGGAUGCGGUGUGACACAAUGAUCAAGGUUUGGCUGCAUACCGCCAUGGAGAAGGACAUCAGAACCAGCGUGAAAUACGCUUCGACUGCCCAAGAAAUCUGGGCAGAUUUGAAGGAACGAUUUGGUAAAGAAACUGCCCCUAAGGCGUAUGAAAUGAAACAAUCACUUAGUCCUAUCCGACAAGACGGGUCAUCAAUCUCAGCAUACUACACAAAGUUACGUGCAUUAUGGGAUGAAAUCCAAUCAGUCUUCUCUACACCCAUAUGCAAUUGUGGCAAUUGCACUUGCAACAUUGAGAAGAAAAUGGUGGAACUAAAAGACAAAGUAAGGCUAUACGAAUUUCUGCUAGGGCUUGAUUCUAAUUUUGGAACCAUAAGGACCCAAAUACUAGUGAUGAAGUCAAUGACAUCGCUUGGAGCAACCUAUCACCUUGUGACAGAUGUCGAACGACAAAGGGCUGUCUCAGGAAUGAAUGUGACACCCCGUUGA
Molecule: messenger RNA, 645 nt
Organism: Helianthus annuus (common sunflower)
Lineage: Eukaryota; Viridiplantae; Streptophyta; Magnoliopsida; Asterales; Asteraceae
Exons: 2
Coding region: 1-645 (214 amino acids)
Source: RefSeq, a predicted model, not a curated record